This is a messenger RNA of Filobasidium floriforme, 1926 nucleotides long. Its product is annotated as kinase-like domain-containing protein. Gene Ontology annotation, biological process: intracellular signal transduction; protein phosphorylation; intracellular monoatomic cation homeostasis. NCBI's taxonomy places the organism in Eukaryota, Fungi, Basidiomycota, Tremellomycetes, Filobasidiales, Filobasidiaceae. The transcript is spliced from 6 exons. Bases 98 to 1696 code for a protein of 532 amino acids. The record is from RefSeq and is a predicted model, not a curated record. Gene Ontology annotation, molecular function: protein serine/threonine kinase activity; ATP binding.
GUCGUACCGGUCAUCGCUCGACGUACCCCUUUGAUAACAUCUGGAUAACACAGUCAAACCCAUCUCAUCCAAUGGGUCGAGUCCAGAACCUCACGAGAUGAAUAUCCCCCCGACACCUGGCGGCUUGUCAAGAGAGACGUCGGCCGGGGUCAUCAAGCACUCUCAGCUCGCUACUUCGAGUAUCAGCGCUGCCGAGCUAUCCUCCCAUGCGCCUACUUUCCCUCCUCAGGCCCAUGUCACUAGGCGUAAUACCUCGGCCGGGUCGCAGAACCACGUUCAUGCGCCUCAGCCUCAGCGGACUCCGUCAUCGAAACCGAUCAUGCUGGGACACGGGGGAGAGAAGAAAUCGUUCUUGCACAAGAUGCUGCAUAUGGGGGAAGACAAGAAAGAGCGUGCCGCGAGGGAACGUCUCGAGCAUUCUGAGAGUCAUCACGGGAACGGCAUGAGGGUCGAGUUGCCCGACCGAAAGCCCAACGGCUUUGGGACCCCCGGUGCUCGAGAUUCGCCUCCUGGCAGUCCCGGCCCUAUCAGUCCCGGAUACAGCGAUGGCGAUCACGGUUCGCAACCGGGCUCUAAACCUCCUAGCCGACAUCCAAGCGUUAAGAGGCAGAACAGCUGGAAGAACCACGACGAUCCUCACGCACAAGGGCCUACCGACAAGAACAGUCAUUUGGCCAACGCGACGCCCUCGAGGCCUGGUUCCGAGCGCAGUCCUUCCCGUGGGCCUUCUGUUCGGGCCCCGAGCGUCAAAGAGGGCGAUAACGGUGGUACCAAAUUCAAAUUGAGCGAUCUCUUGGGAUCGGGACCGAAGCUCGCUAGGAAAGCCUCGGCUGCCGGUUCUGCCAAGGGGAGCGAAAAGGGUAGUACCAAGGGAAGCGAGAAGGGUGACAAUGUCAGCACCGCCAGCUUGUUCAAGAAAUACGGAGUUUGUGAAAAGGCCGCUAUCGGUCGAGGUGCGACUGCCGUCGUCAAGCUCGCUCACAAGUGGGAUCGAUCGGAAGAGAAACUCUAUGCCGUCAAGGAAUUCCGUAAACGACGCAAGAACGAAUCCGAGAAGGAAUACGUCAAGAAGCUUACUUCAGAGUUUUGCAUCUCUUCGACCUUGCACCAUACCAACGUCGUCGAGUGCUGUUUCAAGCAGAUUCUCAAGGGAGUCGAGUAUCUUCACUCUAUGGGUGUCGCUCAUCGGGAUAUCAAGCCCGAGAACCUGUUGCUUGACGGCCGAGGUCACAUCAAGAUCACCGACUUUGGUGUCUCCGACGUCUUCAGGAUGUGUUGGGAAAAGAAGACCCACUUGAGUAAAGGGCUGUGUGGGAGUGAACCUUAUAUCGCGCCCGAACAAUUCGAGCAGAAGGAAUACGACGCCCGUGCGGUCGAUAUUUGGGCCUGUGCCAUCGUCUUUUACUGCAUGCAGUUCCAAGAGAUCCCCUGGAGGAUCGCCAAGAACCCUUCCGAUUCUUCUUACGCUCAAUACGUCAAUCAAUACGCUCAAUCCUCGGCUCCUCAACCUUUGCACAACCUGAUGCCCAAGGAGUGUCACUCGAUCUUGAAAAAGAUGCUGAACCCGGAUCCCAAGAUGAGGCCUUCGGUAGAGGACGUCUUGAAGGAUGAAUGGGUCGUACAGAUCGAGCAAUGCAAGGACGGAAAGUCGAAGAACGGGCACACGCACGAGGGCGCGCCGUACGUCCUCUCGUAGGGAGGAUGCGAGGGCGUAGUGAGAUGCGAUCAAGAUUACGAGGUUUCCAUAGAUCCCCAAUCAGAUUACAAGAGGGGAGGGAGGGAGGCGGGCACGAUACUGCUUUCCUUUGGAAUCCUCGCGCCGCUACUGACGAAACGCAGAGGGGAGAUCAGGCUCCGAACGAGCUAGAGGCAAAGAUGGCAGGAUAAGGACGACCCGACGGUGUCGAUCCGGCCUGCUUCGACGGG